AAGCCCUUAGGAUCUUUCCAGAGACUAAGUCCCAGUUGAAGAAUGAGACUUGAGUAGUGCAGCGGAAGUUGAGGCAGUUGAACCCUUGUACUAGUAUAUGAGAACAACCGGGUCACAUGAAUUUUCUAUGGUUUGUGAAUUACGUCCGUCGGUUCAUUCCGAACAUGACGGGGGUAACUUCCCCUCUCACGGAUCUCCUGAAGAAAGGCACGUUUUAUGAGUGGGGGGGAGAGCAGCAGGCUGCGUUCGAACAGCUCAAAAUUUUCCUCACUACACCUCCGGUUCUUCGGAUUGCUGAUCCUCACCGUCCGUUCGAGCUCAUCACCGACGCUAGCGAUGUGGCCGUUGGCGCAGUACUGUUACAAGACUUUGGCAAAGGCCUCCAAUCCAUCGCCUACGAGUCACGAAAGCUGAACCCGGCCGAGCAAAAUUAUCUUGUCCACGAUAAGGAGUUACUCGCCAUCAUUCAUGCCUUCAAAGUCUGGCACUACUAUCUGACCGGUGCUGACAUGACAGUACGAACAGACCACAAAUCGCUAAGUUCAUCCGCGCCCAACCGACACUAAAUCCCCGACAGAUUCGCUGGCUCGAUUA
Molecule: messenger RNA, 594 nt
Organism: Closterium sp. NIES-67
Lineage: Eukaryota; Viridiplantae; Streptophyta; Zygnematophyceae; Desmidiales; Closteriaceae
Source: the annotation of a GenBank genome assembly